Rotaria sordida is the source of this 1419-nucleotide messenger RNA. Lineage: Eukaryota; Metazoa; Rotifera; Eurotatoria; Philodinida; Philodinidae. The record is from the annotation of a GenBank genome assembly.
AUGUCGACUACAUGGCAAGUUUUACUUGCACUUGAUGCUCGGUAUAAUGCUCAUCGAACGCCAAAUAACCUGCAAUUUAAAACACUUUACAUUCGAAGACGAAGUCAAUUAUUACGUGAUAACCAUCCAGUUGAAAAUGAUGUAAAUAUUCGAAAACAUUACUUGAAACUACGAUCAGUUCUACUAGCAUCAAGAUAUGGAGCAAAUCUAUUUGAUAGCAGAUCAAAUGGUAGUCAUGCUAGUCGAAUGAAUUCAAUAUCUGAAAGUGCUGAUUCAUUUGCUGAUUGGACAAGAAGAAAUACGACGAUAACAACAAAUAAUAUGUUAAUUGAUGAUAUUCCAGAAACACACAUGACUCCAUUUUCAGCAUCAUCUCUUUCAAAUGUUUCAACAACUAGCAGAGCGUUAGCAAUGGGAAGAUCUUUAGAAGAAGCUUAUGCAUUUUCUGGUGUACAUCAUAUAUUUGAUCAUCAUAAAGGUUCAGUUACAAGAGUUCAAUUUGCACCUAAUGAUCGAAGUCUAUUAGCAACAUGUGGUCGUGAUGGAAUUCUUGCUAUAUGUCAAGUUCUUCCAACACCAGCAACAAUUAUCUAUCGAUUAAAAGGUCAUACAGCUGCAAUAAAUGAUAUGCAAUGGUCAUCAAUAAAUGAUUUAUUAGUAACAGCUAGUAGUGAUUCAAGUAUACGUAUAUGGCAAAUUUCAAAUGGAAAAUGUAUGCGUGUUAUUGAAAGUACACCUGGUAUUGAAAAUCUGUGUUGUUGUUUUCAUCCAUCAAAUAAUAAUUUUAUUGCGGUUGGAAAUAAUCGAGGAAUAUUGCAAAUAUUUAAUGUAUCAACUGGCAAAGCACUUAAGAAUUGUGUAAUUAAAUGUUAUGGUCGUUCAAUGUGUGUUGCAUUUGAUGAAACAGGUUCGAUUUUAUGGACAGGUGAUGAUCGUGGAAAUAUAUUUGCUGCUUUAUUUGAUAUGACAACAGGAAAAUUACAUAGUUGUAAACGGGUCUUCUCAAAUAGUAAUGGUUCAGUGACAAGUCUUUCGUUUCGAUAUCGUUCUUCACGUGAUGGACGUGAAGGAUUUAUUUUGGCUAAUGUCAUACCUAAUUUAUUACUCGUAUUUAAAGUUGUUAAUACAAAUGGAAAAUUAGUUGUUCGAAAACGUUUUUCAAUACGUCAAAAAUCAUUAACAAUUCAUAGUUCAUUUUGUCCAAUUGUUUCUCAGCGUCAAGGUUUUUGUGUUGUUAGUGCAAGUGAAGAUAUGUGUGUUUAUCUUUAUGAUGUUGAUCGAGAAGUUCGUACAUUAAUCAAUAAAUUACAAGGACAUUGUUCAGCUGUAUUUGAUGUUUCAUUUAAUGCUGAUGAAAAUUUAUUAGCAUCAUGUGAUCAGCAAGGACUUGUUAUUAUUUGGCAACGAGAUAAUCGAUAA